UUAGAUUUUUGAGUAUGGUGUUAUUAAAUUCUUUGUCAGCUUUCUUGAUUUUCUAUCCUUUGAUGAAUUUUCAUUCAGUUGUAUCUCAGAAUCAAACAGAAAAUAGUAGUAACAGCUGCCUCAAUGAAUUCAAGUGUGGGAAUCUUGGAAAUGUGAGAUUUCCUUUUUCUAUGAAUCAGUCACAACCUGAUUGUGGAUUGUACACUAUAGAUUGUGAUGUUACUCCGAAUCCAACAAUUCACCUAGGAGAAAAUGUUUAUAGUGUUCUGCAAAAACGGUCGUUUGAUGGUUUUCGAGUUUUAGACCUUAGGCUUCAUGACUUGUUGGCGAAAAAUAGUUGUCAUUCUUUUGAUAGAAGUAUAUCGUUUCCAAGUUCUCCUUCUAUCUCGUUUGGAAUCAACGAACGUAAUCUUACCUUGUUUAGAUGCAAUGAUAGUCUAGAUAUCAAUAGAACCAUGAAUGAUAAUCAUUUUCGCGAUUAUCUGAACUAUAGUAAAUGUAGUGGCUUCAACAUAUACUAUAAGUAUCCUAGAAGAGAACGGGAAGGUUCCUUGGAUGCACCAGAGGGAUAUAUUCCGGGUAACUGUUCACCGAUUCAAUUGCCAAUUACAUGGGGGUCACUGUCAAAUGCUCGAAAUAGUAAUAGCUUGUUUGAUCUCAUAACUGCGAAUUUUAGAAUUCAGUGGAGCCUGUCUGAUGAUUGCAGUAAAUGUUUCUAUGGAGGGGGUCGAUGUUUAACCGACAGCAACAACAAUUUUCAUUGUUCCACAGUAACAAGAAAGUCAAGACGAGUUCUAGUUGUAGUCUUACCUGCAGUGAUUGGCUUGACCCUUUUAAUCUGUCUUGGUGUUGUUAUCUGGCAUUUCAAGAAAGGAAAAGGCGGUCGUUCUCACUCUUUCACAAGAAAUACAUAUUCUGAUCCUUCAAGAAAAGAUCUUGAAGGGGAUAGCAAGUACUUUGGGGUCCCUGUCUUCUCCUACUCUACUCUUGAAGAAGCCACCAAUAAUUUCGAUUCCUCCCAAGAGCUUGGAGGCGGAGGUUUUGGAACUGUAUACUAUGGUAAACUUCGUGAUGGACGAGAAGUUGCAGUGAAACGCCUCUAUGAGCAAAGUUCCAAGAGGAUGGUGCAAUUUAAGAAUGAAAUUGAAAUUCUUACUCGCUUAAGACACCAGAAUCUUGUUAUGCUUUAUGGUUGCACGUCAAGGCAUAGUCGUGAACUCCUCCUGGUUUAUGAAUACAUCCCGAAUGGAACAGUUGCUGAUCACCUUCAUGGAGAGAAAGCAAGGAAUGGAACCCUUAAAUGGCCUAUCCGCAUGAAGAUUGCCAUAGAAACUGCUAGCGCUUUAGCUUAUCUCCACGCUUCUGACAUAAUACAUCGUGAUGUCAAGACUUGUAAUAUUCUACUUGACAACCAUUUCUGUGUCAAAGUUGCAGAUUUGGGGCUUUCACGACUUUUUCCAAAUGAUGUGACUCAUAUCUCAACUGCUCCACAGGGGACACCAGGAUAUGUUGAUCCGGAUUAUCAUGCUUGCUAUCAGCUAACUUGUAAAAGUGACGUAUAUAGCUUUGGAGUUGUCCUAAUUGAGCUCAUAUCAUCUCUCCUUGCUGUGGAUAUAAGAAGGCAUAGGGAUGAAAUUAGUUUGGCUAACUUUGCAAUAAGCAAGAUUUUGAAAUGUGCAUUUGAGGAGUUGAUUGAUCCAUCUCUUGGUUACAAGUCCAAUGCUGAAGUUAGGAGAAUGACUACUUCAGUUGCAGAGCUAGCUUUUCAAUGUCUCCAACUUGAAAAGGAGAUGAGGCCAACAAUGGAUGAAGUGUUGGAAAUUCUAAAGGCAAUUCAGAGAGGCGAGUAUGAAGACCAGAAGAAAGAGGAGAUUAACGUCGUUGAUAAUGAGCUUAGCUAUGUAGAAAUCCCUCCAGAUCCUGAAUCAGAAAAUGAUGAUGCACAAUUGAUGAAAUCAAAAUUACCUGUUUCAAUGAAUUCUGUAAAUGAUAAGUUGUUUAGGUGCUCUACCACACCUAGUAUUAGCGGGUAAAAUUCCUUCGAUGUCAAUGCUAACUUCAUUAUUUUUUAGCUUUCACACGCUCUUUUUAAAAGGCUUCAUUCGCCUAUAUGAAGUAAACUUUG
Molecule: messenger RNA, 2125 nt
Organism: Solanum dulcamara
Lineage: Eukaryota; Viridiplantae; Streptophyta; Magnoliopsida; Solanales; Solanaceae
Product: LEAF RUST 10 DISEASE-RESISTANCE LOCUS RECEPTOR-LIKE PROTEIN KINASE-like 1.1
Exons: 4
Coding region: 15-2033 (672 amino acids)
Biological process (GO): protein phosphorylation
Molecular function (GO): protein kinase activity; ATP binding
Source: RefSeq, a predicted model, not a curated record